AUGAGUGACAGAAAGGCCAAUGAAGGGGGGCAGGGCAGCAAGCCCAGACAGAACGUCAAACCCCAGCUGGAUGGGAGGGAGAAGGUUCCGGAGAGGUCAGAGAGACGCAGCAAAGGUCAUCGCAGAAGCCGCAGCAGCGACGCCGAGCCACGUGGCAGGAGGAGAGAGAGGGAAAGGGAGCACAGAGAACGGAGGGAGCGAGGGAGGAGCGAGGAGGGGCGUCGCCGUCGCCACGACAACAGUCACAGGGAUGCUGGGUACCCUGACGACGACGAGGUUGAGACGGAAUGUCCUGUGUGCUUUUGCUCAUAUGACAACGUGUUUAAGGCACCCAAGCUGCUGGCCUGCGGGCACACUUUCUGCCUGGAGUGUCUUGCUCGAAUUAACGUCAACUCACUGGAGCUUAAGUCGCUCUCGUGCCCUGUCUGCCGCGGCCUCACUGAGGUGCCGCACGGACGCGACCUGCCGCACCUCGACAACAACCAGGACGUCUUUCGUCACCUCCCGCCAGAAAUGCAGAGGGCAAUGUCCGUGCGCUUUAAACGCAGCAAAGGCAAACUAGUGCUCAAGAACCCAAAAACGCAGAGCAGCCACACCAAACACAGCCUGAACCUGCCCAAAGUGAAGAGGUCGGAGGGACAGGAGGAGGCUGACAGAGGUGUUUCCCUGGGGGCGAUGGAGGAAGGCAUGGCUCCAGUGACCAGCUUGGACGUUGGGAGACCCCCAAACAGGGCCAGGGGUCGCAUGCAGAGGAUGUUUUUCUCCAAUCAGUGCUACUACACUGUGGUGGCAGCCAUCAUCGCUGUGGUGGUGGCACUGAUGCUUGUGGGAAUCUUGACCUUCGUAGUCCUUCCCAACGUGCGGCCACAGGGGGGAGACAGACCCCACCGCCCACCCAACCCCCCAAACUUUACAACCCCACUCGAACCAUAA
This is a messenger RNA of Chanos chanos (milkfish), 933 nucleotides long. RefSeq names its product ring finger protein 183 (gene rnf183). Bases 1 to 933 code for a protein of 310 amino acids. The transcript has a single exon. Gene Ontology annotation, biological process: protein ubiquitination. Lineage: Eukaryota; Metazoa; Chordata; Actinopteri; Gonorynchiformes; Chanidae. The record is from RefSeq and is a predicted model, not a curated record. Gene Ontology annotation, molecular function: ubiquitin protein ligase activity.